Molecule: messenger RNA, 3467 nt
Organism: Syngnathoides biaculeatus (alligator pipefish)
Lineage: Eukaryota; Metazoa; Chordata; Actinopteri; Syngnathiformes; Syngnathidae
Gene: map3k2
Product: mitogen-activated protein kinase kinase kinase 2
Exons: 16
Coding region: 383-2350 (655 amino acids)
Biological process (GO): protein phosphorylation
Molecular function (GO): protein kinase activity; protein binding; ATP binding
Source: RefSeq, a predicted model, not a curated record
CUUGAUGAUGUUAAGGCUAAAUCAAGCAAACGCUACCGCGGUCAGCCAGCACGGCGAAAAGUAGCUUAAAAUCAAAAUAAACUUCGUUUCCAAAAAAGCUGCAGAGAAGGGUCUCCACCGUUGGCUCAAUGGCACGUGAGACCUUCGUAUUCCGGGACAGACGGGGCUAAAGUGACAGCCCGAGGGCCUCGUCGUCGUGUCCCGAGCGAACUUGUCAGCUCGGUUCCAAACUUCGGCUCGCGGCGGCGGUUCUUCCGCGGGGCCCGGGGCGCCAAGCUCCGGCCCUGUGGAUGACUGGGUGAAUUCCCUUCCGUCCAGGAGGAAGGAAUCUCUUUGAUGAGAGAAUCCUCUUUCCUCUUGGGUCAAACACUGGGCCAUUAAGAUGGAUGAGCAGGAGGCGCUGCAGUCAAUCAUGCAGGACCUGGCAGUACUCCACCGCUCUAGCCGUCCUGCCGGGUUCCUGUCGGAUCUAGGCAAGCCCAAAGCUUCCUCACCCAAGAACCUGAACGACGUUCGAGUGAAGUUUGAGUUUAAAGGAGAGAAAAGGAUUUUGCAAUUCUCCCGCCCCGUCAAGUUAGAUGACCUGAGGGAAAAAGCAAAGGUGGCUUUCGGUCAGACCAUGGACCUUCACUACAGCAACAAUGAGCUGGUGAUUCCGCUUACUGUUCAGGACGACUUGGACAAGGCCGUGGAGCUACUCGAUCGAAGUGUUCACAUGAAGAGUCUGAAGAUCCUCUUGGUUUUGCAGAUCUCGCAGGUCACUUGGGUUGAGUCUCACACCGACUUUACCCUCUCGGGGCUCCUAUUUUUCAGAUUUUUUUGUUUGCCCUUCUUUUUCCAGAACUCUUCCAGCAAUAUGGGCCUUCUGGCUUCAUGUGAAGAGUUGGACAACACAGGUUUCAGAGUCACAGAGAAGAAGAACAUGCUUGCGUCAUUAGGGUCUCAUUCGACAGACCGUAGCUCUCCUCCACCCGGAUACAUUCCAGACGCACUCCAGCAAGUGGCAAGGAACGGCUCCUUCACAAGCAUUAACAGUGAAGGAGAGUUCAUUCCAGAGAGCAUGGACCAGAUGCUGGAUCCCCUGAGCAUGAGCAGUCCAGAGAACUCUGCGUCUGGAAGUUGUCCUUCUUUAGACAGCCCGUUGGACAGUGAAUAUCCCAAGUCAAGGAUGCCAAGAGCACAAAGUUACCCUGACAACCAUCAGGACUUUCCAGAGUACGACAUCCCAGGUUUCGACAAGUCGGGAAAAGGAGGCACGUAUCCUCGUCGAUACGGCGUUCCCUUUGGCCUGCAAGAUUACAGUGAUGGUAGGAAGACCUUCCCUCGCGCUCGGCGAACGCAGGCACACGGUCUACGCUCACCUGUCAGCUUCAGUCCCACCGAGCAAUCUCCCAGCACCAGCAGCGGCAGCAGUGUGUUCACCCCUGACCUGGAAGACGGCGCCGGGCCAGCAAGGCGGCCGAGAAGGGGAAGUGAUAUUGAGGCCAACCAGUCGAGCACCCCAAGCCUGUCAGUCAUGGACAUAAGCCCACCCAGCCGUUCUCCACGAGCGCCGACCAACUGGCGUCUUGGGAAGCUACUCGGGCAAGGCGCCUUCGGACGGGUUUUCCUCUGCUACGACGCAGAUACUGGACGGGAACUAGCCGUCAAACAGGUCCAGUUUGACCCCGAGAGUCCAGAGACGAGCAAGGAGGUGAGUGCGUUGGAGUGUGAAAUCCAGCUGUUAAAAAAUCUUUGCCAUGAGCGCAUCGUCCAGUACUAUGGUUGUCUGCGAGACUCCAUGGAGCGAACUCUCUCCAUCUUCAUGGAGUACAUGCCUGGAGGCUCCAUAAAAGACCAGGUGAAAUCCUAUGGUGCACUGACGGAGAAUGUGACACGACGUUACACCAGGCAGAUCCUUGAGGGAGUUUCCUACCUGCACAGCAACAUGAUUGUUCACAGGGAUAUCAAAGGGGCCAACAUCCUCCGAGACUCGGUAGGAAACGUCAAGCUGGGUGACUUCGGAGCCAGUCGGAGGCUGCAGACCAUUUGUCUGUCGGGGACUGGAAUCAAGUCUGUCACCGGCACACCCUACUGGAUGAGCCCAGAAGUAAUCAGUGGUGAGGGCUACGGAAGAAAGGCUGACAUCUGGAGUGUCGGCUGUACUGUUGUUGAAAUGCUGACCCAGCGACCGCCGUGGGCGGAGUUUGAGGCCAUGGCGGCCAUCUUUAAGAUCGCCACUCAGCCCACCAAUCCCGUAUUACCUGGCCACGUGUCAGACCACUGCCGAGAGUUCCUCAAGCGUAUCUUUGUGGAGACCAAGCAGCGUCCAUGUGCCGAUGAGCUACUGAGGCACAUCUUUGUACAUUAACUUGCCGCCCUCCUACUAAUUUGACAAAGGUGGGCUUCCUUGCUGUAACCAUAUUGGACCAGGAAGAAGGUUGGGUGCUUCCAGACCUUUCUAUAAAACUGCAGAAGACACAAGUCUUCUAUUUUUGCACCUUAACUUCUCAAGUGAGGAUAAGUCAGUCCUCCCUUGUGAUGAAAUGAACUUGGUAAACAUCUCCAUUUUUUUAACGCUUUCUUUUCAAAUGUAUCCUGUUGUGCUGCGGGAUGGUGUCUACGUUGCGAACCCGACCCCAGAAUGUAGUUUCCCGCCUUUGAUAGCCAAAUCUUGCUGCUAAAAAACAAAACAAAACAAAAAAAAACCAUGCAGACAACAACCUCCACUCACCUGCCUUCAUCUCGUUCUUUGUCGCCAUCACGCUUUGUGCCUUUUUCGUUUCUCAACAUUGCCAGAAUGACUUCGUCAGUCGUCUUAUUAUUACGUUUGGUCCUGGAGGAAACCAAAUCUCGGUAGCUUAUCAGCUAAUCACUCAUUGCUGCAAGCACAAUCAUAUCAUACGCGUUAAGAACGUAUGAGUAUAAUACCUUGAUUGAAACCCCCGGUUCAGCUGGACUUUUAGACGUUCCCUUCUCCAGUGAAACAGCACUGAGUGAUGCAAGUUCUGUGGGAGUCAGCAGCACUCCUGAUUGUGCCUCUUGAUGCGGCUUAAGAUGCCUUGAAUAGUAGUUUCUGUCAACAAACGGGAGCCACCAGAGAGCCAUAUCUGCUUUUAAAGAGGCUUCAAUUUAUCACAGAUUCACAAUGAACUUGUAAAAUCAGAAAAUCAGAACCAUUCCGUGCCCUAAAUAUAUUUGUGAUGUGAAGCUUGAUGCUGCCGUUUGGCACCUGCAGAUACCAGAAACCGCCACUGAUUGUUCCCAUAGUUAAUCAUACUGAUGGUAAAGCUUGCAGUGAACCAACCAGAUUUGUGGUUUUCUCCAGCAGCCACUAGAUGGUACUAAAAGCCUCUUAGAGAACGUUUCCCUCCAUUCCUUUAAAGGCACUUAACCACGUCUCCACAUUCAUUCACAGAGAUUUUAUGAAAACCAAACCAGGAACAUAUCCAGGAUGCAUUUUUAGUCACAAAUGUUUAACUAAUGUG